UAAUAAAUCAGCUUAAAAAUGGAAGGAUUCGACACCUUAGAUUUAAACCUUGAUAUCACUUCAUGGGGCCCACUGAAGGCCACCAAGAACAGAGAUGUCCUCAUUGAUGGCGCCUUCGCCGCCAGCAACAAUGAUAACAUUAAGGGCCUUUGCGAGGUCUUCCUCAGAGGAAAGAAGGAAGACAAAGCUGCUGAAGAAGCAGCCGUCAGCUUCCAGGUAGUGGAAGUUAAGCAGCAGGCUACUAAGAGGAUCACUGCUCAGAAGAAAUUCCAGGGCCAGAAGAAUAAUUAUAAUAGGUAUCAGAACAAAAAUUGGAUGGAAAAGAAUAAGGGCAAUAGACAGACUGGAAAGAAGCAGAAAAUGUUUGAGAAUAAGAGAAAUAUCCAAAAUACUCUUUAUAGAAAGGAAAUGAAAGCAAAGGCUAAGGCUCUUAAGACUCUUUCAUGCCCAAUUGACUCUGAGUGGACUCAGGUUGGAGAGAUGCAAUGCCAUUCUUUCAAUGGUCUACCUAAGUUCAAGCCAGGAGAACCAGAAGUCUAUGCUAGAGCUGGAAAGAUUGCUGAGUACAGAUACGAUAUUGAUGGACUCCUAAGUGCAAGACCUCUAAAAUUCACUAGUUUCAAGGAUAUUCCAGAGAACAAGUUAUCUACCCAGGAUAUCACUCUUGAUGAGAUUGCUAUUGAGUGUAUUGAUACCUGUAAAGGAACCAAGAUUAUUGCCAGUGAUAUUGCCCUAGCCACUCUUAUGAACAUCUCUAAGGCUUACUACUCCUGGGAUCUCAAGGUUGAAAAAGUUGAUGAUAUGAUUUUCAUCACUAAAAGAGAGAAAGAAGAGAAGGAAGAUUUUGUAUGGAUUGAUUUAGAGCAUGUUGGAGAGAACUCAAUCACCCCACCACCUGCUGCCAUUGAUGAUCCAAAGCCAGCACUACAAUUAAACACCGCUAUGAAUUUGAUGAAAGAAGGAACAAAGGUGUUGCACUCAACCCAAGCUAUCGCCAUCAAUCCUGAGAGUAUCGAAGAGUUUGAUCAUCCACAUCCUAGCCAAGAAGAUGAGGAUCAACAAGAUCUCCCUCUUCAUGGAUACACAUACAUGAAGUGGCCUUUCGGUGAGAACAGGACUUUGAUCACCAGAGGACAGCUUCACAGUUUUGAAUCCAUCAGUGCUGGAGGAGACUCUGAAGCAAAGAUAAAAUACACUAAUAUUUACGCUAUGAACCAGUGGAAGUUCAACAAAGCCGAGUGGAAAAAGGUAGAUGUUGAUAAAACAGCUGUUCUUGGAGGAGAGCUUACUGAUAACAGUAACAGAGUAUCCAAAUGGGCACUCCAAUCCCUAUUUGCAGGUGCUGAUAACAUGAAGAUCAUGUUUGUCAAGAGGCAAAAGCUAUCAAAUGCUUCUAAGCACCAAAUUUUGGGAACAAGUACUCUAUCUGUCAACAAGUUCAUGAACUUCAUCUCAUUCAAAUAUGAAGAGGCUUGGAGUAACGUCAAGUACAUUGUGGAUUACUUCGAAGAAAAAGAGAAUGGAGAAUACCUACUUUUGAGAGACCCCAUGAAGAACCUGAUCAAGGUCUUUGACGUCUCCCAAAACGACGGAGAAGGUGAAGAUGAUGAAGAAGGAGAAGAUGCCGAUGAAGGUGAGGGAGACGAGAAUACUGGAGAUGAUGAAAAAGAUCAGCAAGAUGGAGAAGAUGAAUAAAUAUCCAAUUUCAUACUUAACCAAAUAUC
Moneuplotes crassus is the source of this 1724-nucleotide messenger RNA. NCBI's taxonomy places the organism in Eukaryota, Ciliophora, Spirotrichea, Euplotida, Euplotidae. The record is from the annotation of a GenBank genome assembly.